Molecule: messenger RNA, 1791 nt
Organism: Penicillium diatomitis
Lineage: Eukaryota; Fungi; Ascomycota; Eurotiomycetes; Eurotiales; Aspergillaceae
Product: MDR family MFS transporter
Exons: 5
Coding region: 1-1791 (596 amino acids)
Biological process (GO): transmembrane transport
Molecular function (GO): transmembrane transporter activity
Source: RefSeq, a predicted model, not a curated record
AUGAGCGAUCCAACUCAACAGGAUCAUGCUGUCCACGAGGAUGAAAAAACUUCUCACACGGCGAAAGCAGAGGCUAUUCAAGAAGCUAAAGAUGUCGAAUCUGGAUCCUCUGAAAAGAGAAUCGUGGAGGCUCCAGAUGCACAGCAUCAGUCUUCCCGGCCUGACGGGGAAGCAGGUGCCACGGACGAGGCCAAAAACUACGUCCAAGGUGUUCGCCUAUACAUGAUCUCGGCCGCCUUUAUCAUGGCCGGUAUCAUGUUGGGAAUUGACGGCAGCAUUCUCGCAACCGCCAUUCCACGGAUCACCAGCGACUUCAACUCGGUCGAUGAUAUCGGUUGGUAUGCCAGUGCCUAUCUCCUCGCCCAGAUGGCACUGCAGCCGACUUUUGGCCGCGUCUACAUCUACUUUGAAGCAAAGGUGACCUUUCUCCUGUCUCUGCUUGUCUUUGAAGUCGGGUCGGUCAUAUGCGCCGUGGCACCCAACUCCGCCGUCCUGAUCCUGGGCCGCGGGAUCGCAGGCGCAGCAGCAGCAGGGAUGCUCACGGGCAAUCUGGCCAUUUUCGGGCAAGUUGUUCCACUACGGAGUCGCCCUCGAGGAAUGGCUAUCAUGACUGGCCUGUUCUCAGUCGCAACGCUCGCAGGGCCGACUGUGGGUGGACUGCUGACCGAUUCGAGAUUGACUUGGCGGUUCUGUUUCUGGAUCAAUCUACCCUUCGGUUUCAUUGCGGCUGUGAUCGUCAUCUUUUUCCUUCAGCGCAAACCCGGCAAAAUGGCUAAUUUGCCACUUAAGGAGAAGGUGAAUCGUCUCGAUCUGGCAAGCGCCUCUGUACUAGCGGCAAGUCUCGUCUGCUUAUUUCUGGGGCUGCAAUGGGGUGGCUCGACGGAGCCCUGGUCCGCGCCUCGGGUUUGGGGCUGUCUGGUCGGCUUUGCGGUGUUGUGUGUGGCUUUCAUUGGCCUACAGGCGUAUCGCAAGGAAAGGGCGACCAUUCCACUUCGUCUUCUGCGACAGAGGACCGUCGCGGUUUGCUGCAUUUUUUCCGGACUGUACGGCGUGGCAGUCGUCACACACGCCUAUCUCCUCCCGAUCUGGUUUCAAGGCGUCAAAGGCACCGAUGCGACAAUCUCCGGAGUCAAUAUGUUGCCCUCGACGAUCGCGAGCACUGUCGCCAUUCUAAUAGCCGGGUUCGGCAUGACCGCCACUGGGUAUUAUGUGCCCUUCAUGUGGGCAGGUGCAGUGAUCUAUGUCGCCGGAAGUGCAAUGUACACCAUCCUCCGAGUGGAUAGCACCGUUGGCCGAUGGCUGGGCACGCAGAUCCUGGCUGGCUCAGGAUUCGGCACGGCCAUCCAAGUCACCUUCAUCGGUGUUCAGGUGGUGACCCCCGCAAUUGACAUGCCCACAGUUUGUGCACUGGAGGUCUUCUUCCGCCAGCUUGGUUCCUCGGUGGGAAUCAGCAUAGCGCAGAGUAUCUUCCUAAACCAGCUGACUGGUCGUCUGGAAGGGAUCCCAGGAGUUGAUCCUGGGAAAAUGAUCCGCUCAGGGGUCUUGGAAGGUGCAUGGUCUAAUGAGUCGGUCGCAGCUUCGGUGAUUCCCUCCGUCAAGGAGGCGUUGAAUUCCGCCAUCACCACCGCUUUCCUCCUGCCCGUUGGGGCCACUGCUCUUGCAUCGGUAAUUAGCCUGGGGAUGGAAAGGCGGCGGAUUGAGGAUGACAGGGUUCCUGCUCCGGGGACAGAGAUCGGUGUCCACACGGACAGAGCCAGUAAUUCUUCGGAAAGCGGCCCGCCACAACCUUGA